Messenger RNA from Catharus ustulatus (Swainson's thrush), 9233 nucleotides. Its product is annotated as potassium voltage-gated channel subfamily A member 3-like. Gene Ontology annotation, molecular function: delayed rectifier potassium channel activity; protein binding. Gene Ontology annotation, cellular component: voltage-gated potassium channel complex; membrane. NCBI's taxonomy places the organism in Eukaryota, Metazoa, Chordata, Aves, Passeriformes, Turdidae. The record is from RefSeq and is a predicted model, not a curated record. Bases 166 to 1923 code for a protein of 585 amino acids. The transcript is spliced from 2 exons. Gene Ontology annotation, biological process: protein homooligomerization; potassium ion transmembrane transport.
UUGAGAAGAGCCUCAGCUCUUCAGAGCAGCGGCAGCCGCUGGAGGAGUUGGGCGGCUGUUGCUCCCUCUCCGCCCGGAGGAGGAGGAAGAGGAGGAAGAAGAGGCUUCGGCUGCCGCCUCUCCGAUCUCCCCCUCCCCUCCCUUCCCCUUCCGCCCCACACCUUUAUGGACGAGCGCCGGAGCUUGCUGUACUCCCCGGCCGCCUCCUCCGCCGGCCGGCAGCCGCGGGGCGGCUCGAGCAGCAGCCACCACAACCUGGGCUACAGCGAGCAGCUGCCCCCCGCCGCCCCCCAGCCGGGCCCCGAGCAGCAGGAGGAAGAGGGCGAGGAAGGGGAGGAAGGCAGCAUGACCGUGGUGGGAGGAGGCGGCGGCGGCGGCGACCCUUUGCUGGAGGAAGGGCAGCAUCCUCCUGCUGUGCUCGGGGGGGAGCGCUACGAUCAGCCCCCGGCGCCGGCCGUGCCCGCCGGGCAGCCCGCGGGCGCUGCGGAGCACGAGUGCUGCGAGCGCGUGGUCAUCAACAUCUCGGGGCUGCGCUUCGAGACCCAGCUCAAAACCCUGGCACAGUUCCCCGAGACGCUGCUGGGGGACCCCCGCAAGAGGAUGCGCUACUUCGACCCCCUCCGCAAUGAGUAUUUCUUCGACCGUAACCGGCCCAGCUUCGACGCCAUCCUCUACUACUACCAGUCGGGCGGGCGCAUCCGGCGUCCCGUCAAUGUCCCCAUCGACAUCUUCUCCGAGGAGAUCCGCUUCUACCAGCUGGGGGAGGAGGCCAUGGAGAAGUUUCGGGAGGAUGAGGGUUUCAUUCGGGAGGAGCAGCGGCCCCUUCCCGAGAAGGAGUUCCAGCGCCAGGUGUGGCUCCUCUUCGAGUACCCUGAGAGCUCUGGGCCGGCCCGAGGCAUUGCCAUUGUCUCUGUCCUGGUCAUCCUUAUCUCUAUUGUCAUCUUCUGUCUGGAGACCCUGCCCGAAUUCAGGGAUGACCAUGACUAUGAGGGAACUGGGGGGACCUUCGGGACAGGCGGUGGCCCUCUCCCACCUGAUGUCUUCACCAACUCCUCAUCCUCUGCCGCUUCCAUGGUGUCAUCCUUCACCGACCCUUUCUUUGUGGUGGAGACUUUGUGCAUCAUCUGGUUCUCCUUUGAGCUGCUGGUCCGUUUCUUUGCCUGCCCCAGCAAGGCCACCUUCUCCAAGAACAUCAUGAACAUCAUUGACAUUGUGGCCAUCAUCCCCUACUUCAUCACGCUGGGCACGGAGCUGGCUGAGCGCCAAGGCAACGGCCAGCAGGCCAUGUCCCUGGCCAUCCUCAGAGUCAUCCGCCUCGUCAGGGUCUUCCGCAUCUUCAAACUCUCCCGGCACUCCAAGGGGCUGCAGAUCCUGGGCCAGACCCUCAAGGCCAGCAUGAGGGAGCUGGGCUUGCUCAUCUUCUUCCUCUUCAUCGGCGUCAUCCUCUUCUCCAGCGCCGUUUACUUCGCGGAGGCCGAUGACCCCAGCUCGGGGUUCAGUAGCAUCCCCGAUGCCUUCUGGUGGGCCGUGGUCACCAUGACCACCGUGGGCUACGGGGACAUGCACCCCAUCACCAUUGGGGGCAAGAUCGUGGGGUCUCUGUGCGCCAUCGCGGGGGUGCUGACCAUCGCCCUCCCCGUGCCCGUCAUCGUCUCCAACUUCAAUUAUUUCUACCACCGCGAGACGGAGGGUGAGGAACAAGCCCAGUACAUGCACGUCGGGAGCUGCCAGCACCUCUCGUCCAGCGAGGAGAUGAAGAAGGCUCGCAGCAAUUCCACCCUCAGCAAGUCUGAGUACAUGGUGAUCGAGGAAGGGGGGAUCAAUCACAGUGCAUUCAAACAGGCUGCCUUUAAAGCAGGCAACUGCACAACCACAAACAAUCCCAACUGUGUGAACAUCAAAAAGAUCUUUACGGAUGUUUAAAACAAACCCAAAGCAAACGAACGGCAGCAAAACCUGAGGAUGCGGUAAAACAAUACCAAUAAUGAUACCAAUAAUAAUGCAAAGUGACUGUGUGUCGGUGUUGUGUGGAACAUGCACCAUCGUCGGUCUGUGUGUGCCCUCGUUUUUAUACCUUUAUUUUUUUAGAUCCUUCCUUUCUAAAGAUCCAAAAGUAAAAGGAUUUAAAAUUCUCUGAAGAAGAGGACAGCUAAAGGGUAAAGAGAAGGAAGAUGAAGACAAGCCACACUCACUGUCUAAACAGGUGUUUGUUCUGCAACGUGUUGCAGGGCUGCUUUGCUUUUCAGGCUUUUGGGGAACCUCUUGCUUUGCUCCCGAAUUUCCUCCUCUUUCCCUAAGGGCAGUGUGUAGCCAAUCUCCCAUCAUAUAAAAUAACUUGUUGGAUUAACAAACCCGGACUGGGUGGAGGAAUGGGGAAAACAUGAGGCAGAGCGUCCUGGGAGGGGGCUGGGAGGAAAUAACCGUUUAAUUCUGCAGAGAGUCUCUGUUACCACAUCGUUAAAUGAUGCUUAAUAUUGAAACAUGUGAUGAGCCAUUACGGGCACAUCCCAGACUCUCUUUUUCUCCCCAUUAGGUCAUUUAUGAAAUUCUAAUCUGGUCAGAGACCGACUGCAAUCAGUGCUGAUUUAAAUAGAAAAAAAAAAUUCCCUAAGCCUUCGUUUUCUAUUCUGGAUUCCCUUCCCCUGUAACCUGAUGGAAUUAUUUCCUCCAAUGUCAAGUUGGUGGCCGUGCGGCAGGGAUGUGCGCGGGAGGAGGGAGAGGAGAGGCAGACUGGAAUGUUUUCGGGAGCCGCCGGCGCAGGGAGCGAUGCCGGCGCGCAGCAGGAUCCAGCACGGGCUCCUCGCCGUGCCCGGGAGCCUCCAACCCACCCAGCCGCAGACAAAGGGAUAAUUCCUCCUCUUUUUGCAAUGCCUUUGGAAGCGCUGCAGCCGCUUAUCAGCAGAAGAUUAAAGUGGCGAACACGCCUUCCAGCGGAAGUCACUAAUUCCGACCGGAGUGAUGCAGUUGCCAUGGUGACCAUGGUUUCCUGGGAAACCCCCAAAGGUUGUCAUGGCAUCCCUUCUCCCAUCCCCCUUGGUCCUUGCUCUUCCCGCAAAAAGCCUUUCCAGAUGGUUCCAGCUCCUCCAUCCCACAAGGCAUCGUGGCUCUGCAUCCCCUCCUGCUUCCUGUCCCGCUGCUCCUCCCGUGUGCCCAGCAAAGCAUCCAAGGCAAUAACACCCCAGAUCCACCUGACCCUCCCCUUGGCACUGAAAUCUGGGGAUGAGGCUCAUCCUGCUCCACUGAGAACCACCCCAAACCGGGAAGCUUGACCGGGGACCCCGGGCAGCUUUGUGGAACAGGGGGGGCAGUAAAAAACAGGAUUGAAAAAAAUAACCAAAAACCGGGAAAAAUCACCGGCUUCAUCUUCACGUGUGCGCCAGGGGCCCUGGGACAUCUGACGGGAUCAGAUCACAGAAGAAGUUUUGUAAUUAAGACCUUGAGGACUGUGUUGAGAAAUCAAACACCUCCAAGGAAAGGACAAACAUCCUGAACAUCCCCGACACGGUGACCGACGCUGCCGUGGACUCGAGUGGCAGAGGGCCUGUCCUCCCCAUCCACACCCAGCCCAUAUUUCAUAUAUAUGUAUUUAUAUAUGGAAUAUUUCCCACCUUAUCUGUGUUUUCUAACAAGUGCAUUAUGUAGAAGGGAACAUCUUUGGAGCCAGAUUAUCUUCAAUUCAUGUGCAAUAUAACGAGACUGAGCAAAGCCAGGAGAAAGGAGGAGGAGAGGUGGAAGUCACUUGGACAUUAUUUCAGUCUUUUUUUAAUAUUAUUUUUUAAAAAAAUCGCUUGAAAAUGAAGCAACCAGAAAGGAAAUGUUCAGCAGAGCUGCUAAAACUCAGUGCAAGAGUUUUGCUUGGGGUGGGAGGGAGUGGGGGGAAAUUCGGUUGCAGUCGCUGUUCCCUGGCGAAGGCCACGGGCUGUUCUCAGCUCCUUGGGAAUCAUUCCUGCUCCAUUUUUCUCACUUUCCUGGAAAUGCCCUUUAGAAGUAGCUCUGUGCUGUACCAAAGGCUGUGAUUUACUUCAAGUCCUUAUUUAGAAAGAAACAUCUCUGCUGGUGCUGAGGAAAAGGGUGUUGAGCAGUUGUGCCUUGCCAUCAGGAUCACUCCACAAAAAAACUAAGAAAAAAAAUUGAGUUUCCAGGGUAGAAAAUGUCUGAAAUCCCAAUUCUUUGCUGACCAUGCUCCUGUUUUGUUUCAUGAGAGCCUCUCUGCCCUUGUCUGGACUCCCAGAAAACUCCAGUUUUGUGGGAAUAUUACAGCAUUGCCUUGCUAAUUCUGUAACAAUCGGGAAUUCCAUCCCUCCUUUGCCCGUUGCUGUUUCAUUUUGCACAUUGAGGUUUUUGGUGGCGGGUUUAGAGCUGUGGAUUGCCCAUGCUGGGCUGGGAAGCUCUUAAAGCUGGGCUUCUAUAACCUCACUGUGUUUCCUAGGAUUGCACGGAUCAAUAUUGCCCUGGUGCCACGAGAUAAACGAUGUGCAAAGGGAAAAAUUAUGUGCAAAGGGAAAAAUUAUGUGCAAAAGGAUAAAUGCAAAUGGCAGAGGGGUUGAUGGUCUCUUCUGCUCCCCCUUUUCCUCCUCCCCAGCUUCAUCCACCUGCUCAUGCUGCCUCCAUCCCAGCUUGGAGACUGAAACUCUCCCAGCACUGUCUUGGAGCAGAGUGAAACUUGGAACAGAGUUGGAUUUAAGGGUGAAAAUAAUGUUGGAGGGGCUCAGAUGAGCACAGGAACAUCUUUGUCUGCAUUGCAAUAAUCCCCUGGGAAUGUUAAUGUGGACUGGACAGAACCAAGUGAGCUGGAGCUUCUUCUGAAGCAGAACUGCUCAAGGGGAGGGAACAGGAACCCAAAUCAUUGUGUGUGAGGCAGAUCCCUGAGCUGAGGCUGCUGAUUGUCUUUGCUGUCCAAGGACAAACCUUGAGGUCCCCACCAGGUACCUGGAAGGUGGAGCAAGGACCACUCCUCCAGAGGGGAGCACCAAACCCUGGAUCCUUCCCCCAGGGGAGCUGUUCACCUGCAUUUCACAGGAGACACACGUGGGAUACCUGCAGGCACAGCCCCAGUGAGGCUGCACUGGAACAGCCCCUGGAAGGAAGGCUUGGAAAUGGAAAAACUCGGGAAUGUUCAAGGCAAAGCAGCAACUGCCUGCACCACGUUUCUGUCUUGCAGAAGAGCUUUGAGGAUGAAGGAGAACACUGCACACGAAUGUCAGCUGAAAUUCAGGUUGAGAAAUUCCCUUAACGCUGGGAAAUGAGGUGAUCCUUACACGGAAUGCGUCAGCUUUGGUGAGGUCACGUUUAUUUUGUUUGUUUUUUAAACACAGAAAAUUUCUUGGCUGGAAUUCCUCCUGCAGGUGCUCCACUGGUGGUGGAGACUUUGUUCAUGGCAGAAGGGCUUAGGGGCCCAAACACAGAGGUCUCCAGGGCUCUGCACAGGUGCAGGUUGGGCUGAGAGGGCAAAAAGAAGCAAAAGUGUUAAACACAGCAGUUUUAGUCAAUGUAAUCAGUUGGAGAAUGAAAAGCAAAUAUGGAUUUGGCUCUCAGUAGGACACUGCUCCUCUUGCAUUUAUUCCCAGCAUGGAAUAAACCCUGUGACCACUGAAGCUGUGGGUAAAUGGAGGAGAAAGGGCUGGUGCUGCUGGCACCUGGGUUUGGCACGGCUGUAACAGCACGAGGGGCAGAGGGAGGUUGGGAUCGGGACCAGGAUUGCUGGAGGAGCACAUGGAGCACAUGGAGCAGAUCCCUGAGAUGAGCAGGGGCUGCCCAGGCUCGCCAGGGAACCGCGGCGGUGAAACAACCCGCGCUGGGAAAGUGCCUGAACAAAUCACAGCUCAUUAGAGCAGCGAAAUUCGGUUUGGUCGUGCCCUGCCCGUGCUGGGGGUGGGGAGAGGGAGCCUCUCCAUGGGAUCCUCCAGCAAAUUGCUCCUCCAGCAAGCCCCUGCAGCUGUGGCAGCUCCGGGGACUGUGCCGUGUCCCUGCUCUGUCCCUGCACAGAGGAGCUGUCCCCUGCCUGCCUCACCCCAGCACUGAAUUAUUGCUCGGGCCAUAAAACCUUACGGGAGCCCUCGGGAAGGAGCAGAAGUGCCCGGUGUUUGGGGCGAGGCUGAGCCGUCUCCAUCGCAGGGAAUUCCCCCUUGCUCCUCCCCAUUGCCGUGGAGGGAGCUGCGGGCAGGCUGGGGAGAUGGAGCUGCCUUUUUUUGGGACACCUCCCCUCCCAAACCACUAAGGAGCUGCAGAACGCAUUUGUUUGCAGCCUCCCUGCAGGGUGGCAGGUUCUCCGUGUGCUCCUGAGCCUGCAAAGGAGGCUGAACAAAGCUCUGAAAUCAGGAGAGACUGACCCCAAAGCCACUUCUCCACCGUGCUGAUGGGUUUGGGCUGCAAACAGCCAAAGCUCCCGUGAAAAGAGGGGGGCUCCAGGCUGCCCGCACAGCUAAGGGCACGUUAAUGGGAGGAGAAUUGAUUUUCUGGAUUGCAGCACAGACCUGGAUCUUGGGAAGCCCUGGUCCCAAAGGUGUUAUAUUUAGUUUCUUUUGGAACAUGAUCUAGUAGCCCUUAAAAUGGGGAAUAGAAUGUAUCAGUACUAAAGUUAUUUUUAUUUUUCACCGGUGUUACAGAGAGCUUUUUUAUGGUUGUGUGUGUGUGUGUCUGUAACAUAAUUAAUUAUACCUCGUCUGUUUUCAGUAGCCACUUGUUACAGCAUCUCUGUUAGGGCUCAAAACUGCAUUUUGACUAUUAAAUGAUGGGAAAAACCUUCCACCUUCACCUGGCUGGGUUGGUGGGUCCCCCCCACCCCCAGCCAUCUCACACUGAUGACAAUCUUGCCAAAUCCACCUCUCCUCGGUGUUGUGCACUCUGGCGCUGACCACGUCGCUCCGUGCUCUUGAGUUCCUCGUGCUUGCUCGCUGAGCCAGCUGGGUGUUUAUGUGCUUUUCCACAAGAACUGAGAUUUUGGUAGUCUUUACCUGUCAGUCCAGUGUAUUAACGUGUGUUGGCACCACUCUGAGCCCAGCCUGGUGCAUGUUGCAGAUCAGCAUCGUGCUGGGACAGCCAUGGCUGCAUUUGGCAAAGGAAGACAAAUUAAAAAUGUAUCCAGUCGAUUAAAAAAAAAACAAAAAAAAGGAGCGAUUUAAUGAUGGCUGACAUCAAGAGAAGAUCCAAAAAAUAGCGUGCUUUGAUUCCCAUAAUCAUCCCAAGGCAGGCUGCUCAUCUUUAUUCAUAGCCCUUCAAAGCCCUGCUCCGAGACGCUGGAGCAGCUCGGAGCUGUCGUGCUCAGACUGAGCUCUUUAGAGGCUGAACACGAACCAACCCUUCCCCUUUUAAUUUUAGGGUGCAAUUAAAGUGAUGAGAGCUCUGCUGUUGGCUCUGUGCUGGUGGAGGGGCAGGAAAAGCGGAUCUGGGGAGCCAGGCUGGUGUGGGGUCACGUAAAGCCGCUGCUUUUAAUGCCGUGGUUUAAGCUGGUUUAAGAAGGCAGCAAAAUUAGAAAGGAAAAGAUCUCCAAAAGUGUUCCAGGGCACUAACGAAGGCUCAGGGGACACGGCACAGGGACAGGGUUUAGCAGUGAGCCUGGAAUGGGCUGUCAGAGGCACUGAGGGAAUGCUGGGAGGAUGCUCUGGAUCUGGAUUUGGGGAAUUGUCAGGAUUUGGGGAGGCCCUGGCACAUCCCAGAGCAGCUGUGGCUGCCCCUGGAUCCCUGGAAGUGUCCAAGGCCAGGCUGGAUGGAGCUUGGGAUGGUCCCUGUCUGUGAAACAGGAUGAGCUGUCCCUUCCAACCCAAACCACUCUGGGAUUCUAUUAAUUGGUGAUUCUGUGAUUCCUGCAGUCCCAUCCCAGCCUCCAGCCUCUUUCCACAGGUGAACCCUGCAGGACUGACAUCUCAGACAGCAGCCUCGAGCGUGCUGCAGGCUUCAUUACCUCACACACUCGGGUGUUCUCUGAGCCAGGUGUUCAAAUGCUGUUAUUGCUACUGAAUCCCUUUAAAAUUAAGGAAUUUCUGAGAUCGAUUUUUUCUUCCCUGAGUGCUCCCCACUCUCCUGCACUGCACAAAUCCAGAUGGAAGUCUGUCUUUCAACCUGAGAUUAAAGCCAAAGCAGCUCUGGGUGAAUUAACUUACACAUUCUAAUCCCCAUAUUUUCCACCAGUCUCUGAUACAGGUAAAUUAUGUUUCUUUUUCUCAUUUUUCCUGCCUUGUCCACAAUGAUGUGAUCAGUGCCCCUGUAAAGGGAAUGGUCUGAGAUGGCUCUGACUGGUGUGGUCUGUAACAUCUCUGACCAUUGCAAGGCCAGCCACUGCUGCUGGGUAUUAAAUGCAUCCUUGCCAUUCCAGAGGAUGAUUUCAGAGCAGGACAAUUUGCCUGGCAACACACAAGUCAUGGAUAGAACUGGAAUAGUGAAUCAAAAGGUGUUAAGUGGAAAUGUAGUCAGGAAGUGCCUGAAAUAUUGGGAUUUUAAGGAAAAGCUUUGUUGGCUGCCAUGUCCCUUGUAGUGCACUGAAAUGAGACUUGGUUAUCCCAAGUGCAGGAAAAUCACCCAGUGCUGGAGGUCAGGGAUUCCAUGGCUGAAUUUGGCACCUUGCAAGGAGAACAGGCUCUUAAUUCAUCCCCUGAAAUCCCAAAAUGUGGCAAAAGGGAGGCUUUGCAUCAUCCUCCAGCACAGGAGCAGCUCAUGCUUCUUAAUUUCCCAUCCUUUGCUAUGCAGCUGAUUUUCAUGGAAUCUUCCCAGGGUGGAGAUGACUGGAUAUAGUUUUCACUUUGCUUUCCUUCUUUCACAUGUGAGUAAUGCAGAAAUGUUUCCAUGGCUGUCUCACCUGGGACAUGCACUGGGUCUGUGAACAGUGAAAUUCUGGGAAAUUCUGUGUAUCCAACUGGAAAUCUGAACUCGUCUCUAAAUCCUGACUAAUCAGAUGCCACAGGAGCGCUGCAAUCUUGGACUGGAGAUGUUAAAUGCAGUCUUGUUACUCUCAGUUCAUUUUAAAUUCUGGUUUUGCCAGUGAGCUGUGUUGCAACUGUUUCAAACUUGGUUUUUUUUAUACCAGUCUGAUGCUAAAACCAGCUGCUGCACCACCUCGUCCUGGUGACUCCACCAUGGUGUGGGCCUUGUGUUCAAUUCCUGGUUAAAAAAAGUGAUUUUUUUUUUAGUUGUGUGGGUUUUUUUAACCUGAUGUUGAAUUUAUUUUUAAUUUUUUUUUUCUCAUUAGAACUUGAAACUGUUCUUUCAUAUGCAAAGUUCAAUAAAACAGCUGAACCGUG